Messenger RNA from Cylindrotheca closterium, 1323 nucleotides. Lineage: Eukaryota; Bacillariophyta; Bacillariophyceae; Bacillariales; Bacillariaceae. The record is from the annotation of a GenBank genome assembly.
AUGAGAUCACCAAAAACCUCUACUGUGACGACAGCCAUUGCUCUUCUAGCAGGUGCUAGUCAGCAUGUACAAGCAUUUACUCCCAUCAUGCCUCAAGUACAAAGACGACAGCAGUCCCUUUCUUCAGGAUUUCGACCACUCUCAAUGCCUGAUGCGAAACCCGUCGUUCUGAUGGCCAACAAUGAUCAAGGAGAAGAAGUGGAGAUUGUCAGACAAGAUGCUCACCGCGAGCCCUACAAUCCCAAACCUGUUCUCCUCUCCUUCCUCGAGAACAUGAACGACGACAAGGGUUCCAAAAUGAAAAUGGCAACCGCUGCCAUGGUUCUGGCCUUGUCAUUCAUGCCACUCGACGCGAAUGCUGCCAUGAGUGGAGGUCGUAUGGGGGGUUCCUUUUCUUCCUCGCCAUCUCGACCAAGCAUGAGCAGAAGCGCUCCGUCUUCCUACAGCCGAGGGUAUUCAAGAGGUUACACAGGAGGAUAUUAUUCUCGACCAAGUACGACCAUUAUCACACCAGGUUUUGGCUACAAUCCUUUCUACAGUCCGGUGAUGCCAUAUUAUGGAAGUCCUGGGGUUAUAGGCUAUUCUCGUGGCCCAAAUUUCUUUGAUAUCGCCUUCUUUGGAGCCUUUCUCUUUAUAGCAACAAACGCUAUCAGUAAGGCAGGCAAUACCUUAACUGGCGGCGGUGCGACUUCAACAUUUUCUGACGUCUUUGACUCGGCCACCUCAUCCGUACUGGGACCUGGUUCCUCGGUGGUACAACUUAGUGUAGCACUGGAGGUUCCAAACCGCGACGACAAGAAUUCCAUUCUGGGUGUGCUGGACCGAUUGGCCCAAAGCUCCAAGACCGAUAGUCGAAUUGGCAUUCAGAACCUUACCAGUCAGGUUGCCUUGGAGCUGCUGCGCCGUCGUACUUCCAUCUCAUCGGCCAGCUCCUCUUACAAGCAUUACCGAGAUGGGCAAAAGGCUAGCAGAGACUUUCAGUCCAAGUCGGUCCAAGAACGUAGCAAAUUCGAGAGGGAAUCUGUUAGCAAAUUUGGAGGUGUCGACUACAGUCUAUCUUCCAAGAGUAGUGGUAGUGGAGUUGACGGUAAAGCGACCAUGGCGGUAGUCACGCUGAUUCUAAACAUUGACGGAGAUUCUACCAAGAUUCCCAAGAUCAAUUCGCUUUCAGAUGUGGAGGAAGCGCUACGUAAGAUUGCUUCCGAUGCAAAGGUUGACAACUGUUUGCAGAGUGCUGAGAUUUUGUGGACACCAGAAGAUAGAAGUGAAUCGUUGUCGCUAGGUGAUGUUGUCGCCGACUAUCCAGAGCUUCGAUCAGUCUAA